This is a messenger RNA of Lycium barbarum (goji berry), 864 nucleotides long. RefSeq lists its product as uncharacterized. The record is from RefSeq and is a predicted model, not a curated record. Lineage: Eukaryota; Viridiplantae; Streptophyta; Magnoliopsida; Solanales; Solanaceae. Bases 1 to 864 code for a protein of 287 amino acids. The transcript is spliced from 5 exons.
AUGGAUUACCAGCUCUCUUAUUCAAAACUCGAGACUACUACAUUCCGAUGGCUAAUCUAUGCAGACGGUACAGUAAAGAUUAGGGUGUUCGACAAUUUCAACAUAUUUUUGACUUUCAAUAAUAAUGAAGAUUUCAAUGUUAUCCUCUACAAAAGAGCAAUUGAUCUUGAUGGGUAUCAAAUUUGGUUUCAAAAAUGGUCGCCAGACUUCAAACUCGAAGAAGAUAUUCCGAUUGUGCCGGUGUGGGUGCUACUGCCAGGACUACCAUUUCAUAUGCACACAUGGCACUACGUGAAACAAAUCACUGAGGCAGCAGGUAUCCCUAUUGAGCUUGACACAACCACUAAAACUAUGAACAGACCAAGCAUGGCAAAGGUACGAGCUGAAAUUGAUCUUAUGAAACCUUUAGUUCAUAAAGUUUGGAUUGGUACUGAAUAUGAAAAUGAUCCCAUAAGAGCCCAAAGUGACGAGAGUGAUAAGACGAAAAAGGGAGAGCAGGGUAGGAAGCAAAAAGAAGUUAUUGGUGGACCUGAUUUUCAAAGAGGAAGAGAGCCUAAUAGAAGAAACUUUGAUAAAGAUCAAAAGGGUAAAAGUGCUCUGCCAAACAGAAUAGAGGGAAAAAAUACUAUCAAGGAUCAAUAUGCUGUCUUGGAUCAGGAAAAAGAUGUAGAAAGGGAGGAAGUCGUGGUUAACUCUGUGCAAAACGUGGAAAAUGAGUACAUCAUUCAAGAUGAUGGGGAGGGUCAAACAAUUGGUAGUGAUGAAGUGGAGACCAUAGCUACACCUUGUGAGGGUAAUAAAUCUGUCACUUACCUCAUUAAAGACACCAAUGAUCUGCAAGUUAUAACUAAUCAAGAGGAAUGA